Messenger RNA from Adineta ricciae, 1074 nucleotides. The record is from the annotation of a GenBank genome assembly. Lineage: Eukaryota; Metazoa; Rotifera; Eurotatoria; Adinetida; Adinetidae.
AUGACUGAAGUGCCCAAACCAUUACGCGAUCGAUCGAAACCAGAAGAUGCUGCAUCGAAACGUGCUAAAAUCAUGGCACAAAUUCAAGGCGACUAUCUAUGUCAUGGUAAACAUCGAGUGACCAGAGCGAAUCAUAAAAAUGUAAUGCUAAUUGGAAGAACACGAACAGGAAAAUCUUGUAUCAAAAUGUUACUAACGGAUCCAACCAAAGUACCGGAUGAAUUAACUCUUAAAUCUGGUACCAGAGAACCUCUCUUCGAAUCGUUUCAUGCUCAUGACAACAAAAUGGUGCUUAAUAUCAUCGAUACACCUGGCUUGUUCGAACGUGGCACAUCUGAAAUCGAUAUUCGAGACAAUGAGACAAUCAUGCGAACAAUUCAAUUUUGUAUCAAUAUGGAAAUUACAAAGUUUCAUGUGAUUUGUUUUUGCAUAGCUAUUACUAAUGGUAUCAAUGCAGAGGACAUAAAAUCUCUUGAAUUGUUGAUCGAAUUUCUCGGCCCUGAAUUAGCAAAUAAUUCGUGUUUGAUUAUAACCCACUGUGAAUCGAAAGCCGUAGAUCAACUUGAAACAUACAAACAAGAACUUUUACAAGAUCAUUUUUUCAGAAGCAUCGCAUCGUAUUUCAAACUGGGCAUUUUCUUUUCUGGUUCACUCAAUCGAGACGAUUACAACAAUGGCAAUGAAAGUCUCAUAGACCAAUAUGUUACAAUAUCUGCAUAUCGCGAACGACUCAUCGAGCUAUUCACAUGUCUAAGCGUCGAACCAUUUCCAAUUUGUCAAAUGCUGAUGAAUCAAAUCUCGAGUACUCAUGACGAAUUGAUCAAGAAACAAUUGGAUACGGCUAAAGAAAAGAAUGAAGAACAACAACAGAUCAUCAGCCAAUUGCUGGAUGUGCAAGACUCAAAUCGAACUGAGAUUCGUGAUCUUUUAGAACGCUUUCGUGAAUCAGUUGUACAAGGAGAAAAGGCGCAAGUAGAAAUUCAAAAUCAACAACAUCGCUGCGAAAAAUUACUUCUCGAAUGUGGCACGAAUAUGACUGAUAAACAUUUGAUGAACAGUUCGCAGGAAAAAUAA